Messenger RNA from Podarcis lilfordi (Lilford's wall lizard), 11617 nucleotides. Lineage: Eukaryota; Metazoa; Chordata; Lepidosauria; Squamata; Lacertidae. The record is from the annotation of a GenBank genome assembly.
GAAGAGUAAGAGAGUGUAGGCGGACUCCAAACAGAGAGAGAGAGAGAGAGAGAGAGAGAGAGAGAGAGAGAGAGAGAGGUGAUUGUUUGUCUGUGUGGAAUGAGAUAUCGUAGAAGCAGUCUCUGCCCUGACUCCUGAACAGCCCUCUGCCUCUGAAGCUAAUAUAAGGAGUCUUGCUUUUAUAACCAAAAUCAGAAACCCUGAACUGGCUCCCAGCCUCUUUUUCUGCCCUAAGCAAAGGAAUCAACAAGCAGCAGCUUCCUGUGACCAUGCUUGGUGGGAUGGAGAUGAGGACCUGGAUUGAGCCUGUUGUUGCCGGGGCUCAGCUUGCAAGCUCUUUCUACGACACCGGGCUGCUUCUAGUGGUGAAGAACUACUACAACCAGACCAACUCCUCGGCUCACUCCAACGAGAAUUCUCAGCAGAAAGCCAUCUCCAACUUCUUCAUCAUCUACAAGCUUCUUGACGGCUUGACGCCGCUGCUGUCGGCUUACGGCCUGGCUAAGCUGGGCGACCUGAAGAGCAGGAAGAUCUCCAUCUGCGUGCCUCUCCUGGGCUAUUUGCUCUCCCGGAUCCUGCUGCUGCUCCUCAUCCUGCAGAUGUGGCCCAUCGAGGUGAUGUAUGGGGCUGCUGUGUUGCACGGACUGUCUGGAGGCUUCACCACAUACUGGGCCAGCGUCAUGGCUCUGGUGUCUAAGGGCUCUUCCGAGAACAGGCGAUCGCUUCGCCUCAUCGUCGUCGAGCUCAUCUACGGCAUAGCCGGCUUUGUGGGGAGCAUCGCUUCUGGGCAUCUCUUUGUCAGCUUCCACCUCAGCUACCGCCAUGGCGCAGUCCUGGUUUCUUGCAGCGUUGCCUUAUAUGCUUUCUGUCUCCUCUACAGCCUCUUUGUCCUCAGGGUCCCCAAGACUGCAAGGUCUUGUCCUCUUGCGUCCACAGAGCCAAACCAUCCGGACAUCAAGCUGGCUGAGGAUGAUGGCGGAGAGCCUCACUUCCACGAGAGUCGCUCCUCUAUGGUACCUUCCAAGCUCAUCAUUGCCAUGCUUUUUGUGGCCGCCAUAAUGUAUGACUCAACUGUGGUGGGAGCCAUGGAUGUGCUGCCAUUUUUUCUCCUGAAGGAGCCCCUGAGCUGGGGGCCGGUAUAUAUUGGCUAUGCCAACGCUGCUGGGUUUCUGAUCUUUAUCACCAGUUUCCUGGGAGUUUUUAUGUUCUCCAGGGUUUUCAGAGACACCACCAUGAUUAUGAUGGGGAUUGUGUCUUUCUCAGUGGGCAUCCUCAUCAUGGCCUUUGUGCAAUGGACGUACCUGUUUUACGUUGGUGAGUAGAGCCAUCCUAACUCAGUGGGUUUACAUAUUGUGCUUGUAUUCUGAUGUCCCUUGUGAAUUCUUAGUAUGGUUUACAUGAGGUACCCAAGAUCCUCUUUAGGCACUGACCGGGCAAGUCAAAUUCUGAGUUGAUAAAACCUCAAGUUCUGAGACUUUUAUAAAUUUUAGAGAUUCACACAAUAGUAUAUUGCACACUUCUUCUAGGUUUGACGAAGGAGCUGUGCAGGCCCUCAGAGCAUCACCACCAGCUAUUGGCAGUCUUGCCCACCCAUCCCUCUCGCUUUUGCGAUUCCAUCAGGCAUUAACCAUACACUCCCAAGCAUGCCUUGAGUAAUCAUGAGGGCUAGUAACUCUAAAGCUAAGGUUGCCAUGAUCCCAGAUUCUGCCUCCAAUUCUGUCCUGCAUUGUGGGGAGGUGCAGCAUUAAUUCCCGUAUGCAGCAGAAUAAGGCGAUAAAAUAUAUAUUCAUAUUAUUUAUUAAAUUUGUAUACCGCCCUAUACCCGUAGAUCUCAGGACAGUUCACAACACGGAAGUGUUUCCCAGGUCAGAUUGCAGGUUGGGGAGCAAACUCCAGCUUUUUGCCGACACUGAGCAAAAAAUAAUAACAAUAAUAUAAAAGAAUAUAAAGGGAAAGUGAAAAGAGAAAGAGUACAUGUUGCAUUCAUUUGAUGCAUGCAGGAAGUUGUGAUGUAGCGUGGGUGACAGGCUGCGCUGCACUGAUAAUGGGCAUCGUCAGCCUUGGUGGAAGAAAAUAUCCUUGCUUGUUAUGUCUCUCUGAAGAUCUCGGAGCAAAACAUGUGGGUGUAGCUGAGCCAAACCUGUUUCCAAAGGGUAUUGCAUAGCAACCACAAACCAUGCACUCAUUCUGGUAUUCUGCACUACGUUGGCAGAAAGCUAUUAAUACCUUCCUCAGAAGUGUUGCUCAAUGCUUAAAGGUGCUUCCUUGUCCUCCCAUUCCAGUUCAACCUGUAUUGUUCCAUUUUUGCACACCUGUGGGACUGUGUAUAUCUGCUUUUCCUGACCUGGUGCUGUCCAGCUGUUUUGAUCUACAACUCCCAUUACCCUUGACUACUACUAGUCAUGCUGGCUCAAGUUGGUGGGAGCAUUAAUCCAAAACAUCUGGAGGCUGCCAGCUGUUUGCCGGGCUACAAUCAAUAACAGGCUAUUGUUCCAAAUGCGGGAAGCAGAGCAGAGUUAGAAGACAUUUCCUGGUAGAAAGUUAAUGUUUGCAAGAUUCCCAGAGCGUUUACCUGACGGAAGAGAUCUUACAGCACAAUCGUCUGCAUGUUGACUCCGGUGUUGGUCCCGCUGAGUGGGGCUUACUCUCAGAAAAGUGUGUGCAGGAUUGCAGCCACAAUUAAAUAGGCUUUAAUAAAUGAAUGCGCUGGUGGCAGAUAUAUAAAAGGUCACACAAUGUUUUCAUAGAAUCGUAGAGCUGGAAGGGGCCGCAAGGGUCAUCUAGUCCAACCCCCUGCAAUGCAGGAAUCUUGUGCCCAACAUGGCGCUCAAACCCACGUCCCUGAGAUCAUGAGUCUCAUGCUCUUCCAACUGAGCUAUCCAGUGAGGAAAUGCAAGGAUACCUCCUUUUUAGAUUAUGCACAUGUGCGCAAUGUUCAGGGAUGAUGGGAGCGUAGUCCAGAUUAACAUCUGUAGUGCCACAGGUUCCCUGACCCUGCCUUAAGAUGAGGCAGUCCUUUGUAGGAGAGAACAAAAAAAAGUGACAAGGUGAUGCUUGCCAUCUUCAGCUUUUAUUGCAGAGAAUCCUUCCAACUCCAGAAUUCUAUGAUUUUACAGGGUGGGGAAGGGGUUAUUGCUUUGUUUUGGCUUUAUUCCUGUUUUUAUUACGUAUUUUGUGUUUUCAUCUUGUAUUUUUAUGUUGUAAAACGACCCUGAUAUCUUCAGAUGAAGGGCAUCUACUACUACUACUACUACUACUACUACUAAUAAUAAUAAUAAUAAUAGUGUACAAGCCAACUUUUUAGUUUGACUAUGAUGAUAAAGGGGUGUGGGUGGCGCUGUGGGUUAAACCACAGAGCCUAGGACUUGCCGAUCAGAAGGUCGGCGGUUCGAAUCCCCGCGACAGGGUGAGCUCCCGUUGCUUGGUCCCUGCUCCUGCCAACCUAGCAGUUCGAAAGCACGUCAAAGUGCAAGUAGAUAAAUAGGUACCACUCUGGCAGGAAGGUAAACGGCGUUUCCGUGCACUGCUCUGGUUCGCCAGAAGCGGCUUAGUCAUGCUGGCUAUAUGACGCGGAAGCUGUAUGCCGGCUCCCUCGGCCAAUAAAGCGAGAUGAGCACCGCAACCCCAGAGUCGGCCGGGACUGGACCUAAUGUUCAGGGGUCCCUUUACCUUUACUUAUGAUGAUAAAACAUUGCAGGCCUUCUUAAAAUAAUUUAAAGAAUACCACCUGACUAGGGGUGAAUGAAUGAAUGAAUUCACUCCUAAAAUUCAUUCAUUUACCUGACUAGAGCUGACUAGAGCUGCUCCUGCAAGAGCUUAUUCACACAGGCAUGCCUGUCAUCUGAUGACAUUAUCAGUUAAAUGAUAAUUUGGCUAUGUGGACCAACCCCCUCCCCACCGGUGAAUCACACCUUAGAAUCAUAGAAUGGUACAGUUGAAGGGACCCCGAGCAUCAUCUAAUCCAACCCCUUGUGAUGCAGGAAUAUGCAGCUGUAAACAAUCACAGCACUUAACUCCCAAAUGGGCCCACCAGCUCCAAGUGGAGCUUGCCACCAUGCAGGAGCGUUGUUUUUUUCUGGCAGCGGUCCUGGCGCUGAAAUAUCUGGGAAGCAAAAAAAUGAAUGUGUCUGAAUCAAAUCCAAGCCCCACGUUGGGCAAAAGAUGCCUGCAUUGCAGGGGGUUGGACUAGAUGACCCUUGUGGUCCCUUUCAACUUUACAAUUCCAAGAUUCGAAGUCCAGCUUCUUAUGCCUCAGAGGAGGAGGAGGGGCUUUGCAGGAUAAGCCAGCACAAUUCUCCCAGCAUUUCACAUGGGCCUUGGGGUAGGCUUGGCAUGUUCUGCCUGAAGAUCCCUUAAUUCAUCACCAUGCUGGAAUCUGAACCGAAUCUGAAGCUUCUAGCUUGUGCAGCCUAGGACCCACGUACCUACAGGACCUCCUGGUAUGCCCCGCGGAGGACCUUAAGGUCCACAAAUGACAACAUUUUGGAGGUCCCAGAUGGCAAGGUGGUUAGAUUGGUCUGAACUAGGGCCAGGGCCUUUUCAGUACUGGCCCCAACUUGGUGGAACGCUCUGCCACAAGAGACUAGGGCCCUGCGGGACUUGACAUCUUUCCGCAGGGCCUGCAAGACAGAGCUGAUCCGCCUGGCCUUUGGUUUGGACUCAGUCUGUGGGAGUCAUAAAGCCACGGCAGAGGCUUGUAUUGCUGCAUGGUGCCUGCUGACCUCGGUGACCUGCAUGUCCGUGCCUUGCAGUGUAUUAAGUGCAUAACCUUAUAUGGAGUUAUGUUCCCCCUCUGGGCAGUAAUUACCUUAUAUGGCGAUGGGUGGGUAAAAGCCACGACCGGAUGAGGUAACAUGAGACACUGGCAAACGGCCAUGCGACAGGGGAGAACAAAGGAGAAUAAAAUCGGAGGAGAGUGGUCGAAGGAGCUGCUCAUACCGUCCUGAAAAUAUUGCUGGCUCUCUGUGUCUUUUUUCAAAUGCUAAACAGCGCCAUUUGUGACGGCUGGCUUCCGUCAUCAGUCUGACUCUUAUGUUUCCUUCCCCUUAUGGUCUUGAUUUAUUGACUACUUUUAAAAUGAGGCUGCAUUUUAAAAUGCAUUUUAACCUGUAUUUUAAAUUGGUUUGUGUUCCACCACCCCCCAUUAUGUUUUUUACUGUGAUUUCAUUGGUGUUAGCCUCCCUGAGCCCAGCCCUGGCCAGGGAGGGCGGGGUAUAAAUAAAAGUUGUUGUUGUUGUUGUUGUUGUUGUUGUUGUUGUUGUUGUUAUUAUUAUUAUUAUUAUUAGCUUGUGCUUUUUAAGCUUUAACACGUGCACUACUUCAACUGCAGGGACGCAGGUGGCGCUGUGAGUUAAACCACAGAGCCUAGGACUUGCCAAUCAGAAGGCCGGCGGUUCGAAUCCCCGCAACGGGGUGAGCUCCCAUUGCUCGGUCCCUGCUCCUUCCAACCUAGCAGUUCGAAAGCACGUCAAGUGCAAGUAGAUAAAUAGGUACCGCUCCAGCAGGAAGGUAAACGGCGUUUCCGUGCGCUGCUCUGGUUCGCCAGAAGCGGCUUAGUCAUGCUGGCCACAUGACCCGGAAGCUGUACGCUGGCUCCGUCGGCCAGUAAAGCGAGAUGAGCGCCACAACCCCAGAGUCGGUCAUGACUGGACCUAAGGUCAGGGGUCCCUUUACCUUUACCUUACUUCAACUGCUAGGCAGUGGAAGUUUGGUCUGAUGAUUACAUGAACCCUCUCCGUUCCAUUCUCUUCUGCUCCAGCCCGUGGUGUGAUGUUGUUUGCCCUCAUUCCCUUGCCGACCAUCAGAUCUUUGCUGUCGAAACACAUAGAAGGAACUUCCUAUGGUAAGUUGCUGCUUUGAACAUCUUGGCAUUGUUCAUUUAAAUGCAAAAAAAAAAAAGUUUACUUAUUUCGUUCAGAAUAAGGCUAUGAAGACAAGACACAUUUCUAUCAUUUUGUGUAGUGGAUCUAAGGAGGAUAGAUUCCCUCGCCUCCAUCUUUCAAAUAUGAUCAUCGUACAUGACAUGGGUGAUUGAUAGAUUAACUUAAUGGUGCAGGCAUCUAACUUGGAGCAGACGGAAUUAAUGAAGGAUCUCUAAGCAAGCUGCCUGAUGGUACUAGAUGCUAAAGCCAGACUUGGUUCCUUUAAAAAAAAAAAAAAUGCUUGUAUUAAAGAUUUUAUUGGGUUACAAAAUCCAUUGCCUGCUGACCAACAGAGAGUCUCCCCCUCCCCUAAUAAGUAGCACUACGUACUAGCAAAUGUAUUGUUACAAAAGUUGGGUGCCAUCCCCACUCUCUCCCAAACAAUAGCAAGAUCCCAGGGGGUUCCAGGCACUCACCCCAGGUCUGUGUUCCUUUGGAGAAUUAAGACAUGGUGGAGACUGUCGUAGCUUUUUUAAAAAAAGAAAUGGCUUGUUCACCUGUUUACACCUUCAGUCUGCAUGGAUGGGUUUCAGGUCUUACAGCAUGGUCAUUUUAAGAGGGGCUUGUCCCCCACAGCAGUGCAGCCAGCCUUCAGCUGGCCUGCCCAAGAUGGAUCCCAGUCUUUUCUCUCUCUUCUUCCCAGAACACCUUGUUCAAAAACACUCUUUUCCUGUCACCUCAAACACACAGCCUUGGCAACACCUGUCUCUCCAGGCCAAAGGAUUCCUCUCAGGUGGUCCAUUGACCCCUUUUAUCAUGAUAAGAGAUCUGCUGUUUGCAAGGCCAGCCAGGCUAUUUUGCAUAAUCCAGCCCAGGAAUUCCUUGUCUGGCACAGUUCUGAAGCUUGUACUUUCACCCAUACCCCAAUUAAUUAAAAUCAUACCAUUUAUCAAUUUUUUAGGAUUUAAGCCCCCCCCCCCCCCAAUCUAUAAUGGUACUGUGCCCGGGUUUCUUUUACAGCCACUUUUUGGGCUGCAAUAAAUUCUGAACUCCCAUCUGCUGCAAGGUAGCAGAAAUAAGCUGUUUAUUAUUUACCGGCUCACUUUUCAGAAGCCAAAAGAAAUGCGAUUUUUAAAAGCCCUUAAUUACUCAGGGGCUCUUUAACUCACUUUCAGCAUGAUAUAUCUCCAUCUUGGCCAUCUUUUAAAAAUUUAGAAAGCUUGGAAAGUGAUAAAUAAAAAGCAAAGCUGUUGAAAGUAGUUGUUGAGUGUUAUUUUAUUGUGUUCCACUUCCACUCUUGUUUCUAGGAAAGGUGUUUGUCUUGCUGCAGCUUUCACUGGUGAUCACAGGUGUUGUGACCUCAGCUGUCUAUAACAAGAUCUACCAAAACACCUUGGAGUGGUUCAGUGGGUUCUGCUUCCUGUUGUCAUGUGGCGUAGGAUGCCUGAGCCUCAUCCCUAUCAGGUAAGCAAGGCAAAAGGUAAACUGCUAUUCUGACAGCCUGCCCUUUCAAGAGGAUUGUUUUUGUAUCUGUGUGUGGCUCAUAAAAACUCUUUUAUUUGAUCAGGGGUUUUAUUGAACUUUUAGCUCUUGUUUAUUAUUCUAGGUCUGCUCUGUGUUUCUGUGUGUAAUUGGUAUCUUUCAGUAGGCUUGCUGUUUUCAAAACAAUUACCGUAUUUUUCGCUCUAUAAGAUGCACCAGACCACAAGACGCACCUAGUUUUUGGAGGAGGAAAAACAAGAAAAAAAAUAUUCUGAAUCUCAGAAGCCAGAACAGCAAGAGGGAUCGCUGCGCAGUGAAAGCAGCAAUCCCUCUUGCUGUUCUGGCUUCUGGGAUAGCUGCGCAGCCUGCAUUCGCUCCAUAAGACGUACACACAUUUCCCCCUUACUUUUUAGAAGGGAAAAAGUGAGUCUUAUAGAGCAAAAAAUACGGUAGUUUUGCCUGUUUUAGAAGUGAUUUUUUUUUCCAUAUAGAAAGUUACAUUUGUUACUCAACAAUUAUAUUCCAGUUCAACAAAACUAAUAACUUCCUGCUCGCCCAACAUCAAUGUUCAUAACCCAAAUUGCAUACAAUUGUGUUUUAAGGGUCUGUCUUAUCAAAUUUCAUCCUCUCCAACAUGUUUCUUAAUACGUUCUGCUAUUUUCUUACAUUUCAAACCCUGCUGUGGCCUUCAUGUAUGGGAAACAACUUUUUAUAAAGACUAGAAAAGAUUCCCAGUCUUCUUUGAAAUAUUCUUUUAUCAGAAGUGAUGAGAUAUUGAGAGGGGCACAGAGUGCUCCAGCAACUGCCCCAAACUUGGUACCUUCCAGCUCGCAACAUUCCCAGCCAUUGGUCUCAUACAAGUUGGGUUUGAUGUGAGUUGUCUUCAAGAAACAUAUUUCGGGGAGAGCUGCUUCAACUGCUAUCUGAGGACUGGAGGGAGGGGCAGGUUCAAAUCCUCACUCAGACAUGAAGCUUACUAGCCAAACUUUGGCCAGUUGCUAUCUCUCAGACUAACCUACUCUAUAAGGCUGUUGUAAUUGGAUCCCAGUACGUUUCCAAGCACAAUUCAAAGCAUUGGUGCUGACCUUUAAAGCCCCAGCCUUGGCCCCUUAUACCUGAAGGAGUGCCUCCACCCCCCAUCAUUCAGCUGGAAUCUGAGGUCCAGCUCCAGGGGCCUUCUGGCCGUUCCCUCCCUGCGAGAAGUGAGCUUACAGGGAGCCAGGCAGAGGGCCUUCUCAGUAGUGGCGCCUGCCCUGUGGAAUGCCCUCCCAUCAGCUGUCAAGGAGUUAAGUAACUAUACAGCCAUUAGAAGACAUGUGAAGGCAGCCCCGUAUGGGGAAGCUUUUAAUAUUUGAUGUUUUAUUACCGUAUUUUUUGCUCUGUAAGACUCACUUUUUCCCUCCUAAAAAGUAAGGGGAAAUGUGUGUGCAUCUUAUGGAGCGAAUGCAGGCUGCGCAGCUAUCCCAGAAGCCAGAACAGCAAGAGGGAUCGCUGCUUUCGCUGCGCAGCGAUCCCUCUUGUUGUUCUGGCUUCUAAGAUUCAGAAUAUUUUUUUUCUUGUUUUCCUCCUCCAAAAACUAGGUGUGUCUUAUGGUCUGGUGCGUCUUAUAGAGUGAAAAAUAUGGUAUGUUUUUCUAUUUGUUGGAAGCCACCCAGAGUGGCUGGGGUGACCAAGUCAGAUGGAUGUGGUAUUAUUAUUAUUAUUAUUAUUAUUAUUAUUAUUAUUAGCAGUAGUAGUAGUACACUCCUUCUAUCUGGGAUGGUCGUCCUCUUCCACCGAGCGCGCAGCUUCGGGAGGGACGCACAUGGAGCGGUGAGGGAGGAAGGGGACACCCGCCUAGCCAGCCAGAUCAGCCGAAUCAACCCUGGCGAUCAAUGGGGUGACAGAUGUCGCAGCCAGAUCACCCUCACAGUAGUAGCAGCAGCAGCAGCAGCAGUAUCUGCUUUGCUAAGCACCUUUGUGAGUUUUACAAGGUGGCAAUGGCUGGGUAAAUUGCUAAAUUGUGAGCAUUUGCCCUGUAUAGCGGGCUACUCUUGAAAUUUGGCAGAGGCUCCAUCAGCUUGUGUCCCAGACUAGCUCCCUAGUACAGUGGUACCUUGGGUCUCAAACUUAAUCCAUUCCAGAAGUGCAUUCGACUUCCGAAACCGUUCGAAAACCAAGGCGCCGCUUCCGAUUGGCUGCAGGAGCUUCCUGCACUCAAGCAGAAGCCGCGUCGGAUGUUCAAUUUCCGAGAAACAGCACAGUUUUGCAAGGAAGUCCACAAAAGUGAAAAGCUCUUUUUGAAGCAUGGGUUGCAUGGUUACCUAGAAGUCAUGCUGUAGCAGUGGAGUUCCUACACUGGCAAAGGGUUCCACUAGAGGAUCCCCCACACAUUUAUUUAUUGCCAGCCGGCCUAUGCGUGACCUCUUGGAGGCGAUUCUCGCUCAUGCAUACAGCUAGGCAACCGGCUGCAUAUGAGGUGUUACUUCUCAAUCUGCCAGCAGAUGGAGACACCUGCUACCCUUUUCUCAGCCACCGUGGCCAACGUUAAAGUCAUCCUCCACAGCAGAUUCUUGUGAGCUGGAGAACACCAUCCACACAUAAGGGAAAAGUUUGCAGAAGUACCAAAAUAAAAAAUGCUGAGGGUUGUUAGGUGGUCCAGUUCCCUUCACAAAGCUGCAGUCCCUGGGGAGAGGGAUUGAUUGUUGAACCACUCUGGUAACUGUAACUCUGUGAGAAUUGAGGUUGCCUAACAACUCUCAGAGGGACACGGGUGGCGCUGUGGGUUAAACCACAGAGCCUAGGACUUGCCAAUCAGAAGGUCGGCUGUUCGAAUCCCUGCGACAGGGUGAGCUCCCGUUGCUCAGUCCCCGCUCCUGCCAACCUAGCAUUUCGAAAGCACGUCAAAGUGCAAGUAGAUAAAUAGACACUGCUCCCGAGCACUGCUCUGGUUCGCCAGAAGCGGCUUAGUCAUGCUGGCCACAUGACCCGGAAGCUGUAUGCCUGCUCCCUCGGCCAAUAAAACAAGAUGAGUGCCGCAACCCCAGAGUCGUCCGCGACUGGACCUAAUGGUCAGGGGUCCCUUUAUCUUUUUAAACAACACUCAGCACCCUUAACAAACCACAGUGUGUCUGUUUAAAGUAUCAUCCUAGUGCUUUAAAUGUAUAAUGUGAGUGUGACCUUGUUGCAGGUCCCACUUCUCCCUAAUACUUUAUUUUAUAAGCCAUCUGGUCACUGAUUAUGCUACUUUGGUUUGGGCAAUAAUUUUUUUUUAAAGAUAUGACUUCCAAACAGGAAAAUUGUACAUUUCAAUCCUGUUCUUGGGAUUAAGAACAGGCACACCUAUCCCUUUGAUUUUACACAUCAAUUCCUCCCUGUGUUUUGCUUCUUUCUCUCUCCCCUGCAGUAUUAUAGCAUGGAAGCAAAAGGCACCAUCUGGUUCACUUGAGAUUUUGACGGACUGAGAGCAGAAGGAAGUGGCUGUACCUAUUUCAGAAGCAGACGUACAGAUCAAGAGCAUGACUUGAGGGGCCCAGCAGUUGGGUUGCUUGAAAGAUGGCCUGCGUCUUGCAAUUACCUGCAUGGAGAGAGAUGUUUGGUACUGUAUCUAUUGACUGGUCUCCAUAGCGUUUCAAGGGGAUGGUACUGCAGGUUAAAAUCAAGAUGCAACAAGUGAGACAAUUGGUAGCUACAGAAGAAGAGGUGGCAUUGUCACUGUAACAGGAUUCUCCUUCCACCCAAAACAGUUGCCAUCGCUAAUGCCAAUUCCCUCAUCUGCAUCACUCCAGCUCUGAAAGCAAAUGUCCUCCCCUCUGUAAGCAACAAGGGUCUUGCUACCCUCUUUCUAGAUAGAGCAGAACAUGCCACACUAGAGGCCUUCAAACAAAAGCAGGUCAGAAGCUCUCGAUUGCCCACACUGAGCAGUUGGGUUAGACUAUAUGGCUUCCAAUGACCCCUUCCAGCUCUAUUCAUCUAUCUCACUGAAGUCGCAGUAGCAUUUGAAGUCCAGUUCUGAGGGCCUUCUGGCGGUUCCCUCGUGGCCAGAAGUGAAGUUACCAGGCAGAGGGGUUUCUCAGCAGUGGCGUCCUCCCUGUGGAACACCCUAUUGUCAGAUGUCAAGGAGAUAAAGAACUCCACAACUUUUAGAAGAAUCUGAAGGCAGCCCUGUAUAGGGAAGUUUUUUUAAUGUUUGAUGUUUUAUUAUGUUUUUAUAUUUUGCUGGAAGAUGCCCUGAGUGGCUGGGGCAACCCAGUCAGAUGGGUGGGGUAUAAAUAAUAAAAUUGUUGUUGUUGUUA